Callorhinus ursinus (northern fur seal) is the source of this 635-nucleotide messenger RNA. RefSeq names its product fatty acid binding protein 6 (gene FABP6). The record is from RefSeq and is a predicted model, not a curated record. Gene Ontology annotation, molecular function: lipid binding. Lineage: Eukaryota; Metazoa; Chordata; Mammalia; Carnivora; Otariidae.
GUGUGGCAGAGUUUAUAAGCUGGGGCACCGGGCCCCUCAGCACCACGAUCCUUCUUCCUCAACCCCCUGCCUUGCGGCCUCCGGCUCUCCCAGCAGCAUGGCCUUCAAUGGCAAGUACGAGUUCGAGAGUGACAAGAAUUACGACGAGUUCAUGAAGAGCCUCGGGCUCCCCAGCGAUGCUAUCGAAAAGGGCCGAAACUUCAAGACUGUCACGGAGGUGCAGCAGGACGGGCAGAACUUCACCUGGUCCCAGCACUACCCGAACGGCCACUCCAUGACCAACAAGUUCACCAUCGGCAAGGAGUGUGACAUGGAGACCAUGGGCGGCAAAAAGUUCAAGGCCACUGUGCACAUGGAGGGUGGGAAGAUAUCGGUGGAGUUCCCCAACUAUCGCCAGACCUCGGAGAUCGUGGGCGACAGGCUGGUGGAGAUCUCCACCAUCGGAGGCGUGACCUAUGAGCGUGUAAGCAAGAGGCUGGCCUGAGCAACCAGGCGGGGUUCUUGCGGAGGGUGGUGCACAGAGCCACCAGGAAAGCUGGGAUAAGAACAGACAUUCCAAGGCGCCUGGGUGAUUUAGUUGUUAAGCGUCUGUCUUCGGCUCAGGUCAUGAUCCCGGGGUUCUGGGAUCGAGUCCC